AAAAACAAAAGGGAAGAGAAAAGAAGGCGGCUAUAAAUAAAGGGAGAAACUGGGAAUGGCGAAAAUCAAUUCUUCCCACCGAACAAAUUCACAAUUCAAGACACAGCAAUCGAAUUUCAAUCCACCAAACUUCUGUUUCUCAAUUGAGAAUUCUGUUCGUUUCUGCAGCAGGAGGAGGAAUUUGGAUCCAAUUCCGACCCCCAAAUUUAGAAUCCGAUGCGACCGGAGAUCGAAACCGACCAGAAUCAAAGCCACCGGAAGCCGCUCUCCGUCCUCCCAAAGCGCAUAAUCUUGGUCCGCCACGGCGAGUCUCAGGGGAAUCUCAACUCCGCAACUUACACCACAACCCCCGACUACAAGGUUCCAUUAACCGAGGACGGCGUCAUUCAGGCUCGAUUCGCCGGCUCCGAGCUCCACCGAUUGCUCUCCGAUGACGGGCGGAACCCUCAUUGGCGUGUCUACUUCUACGUUUCUCCCUACGAGCGCACCCGAUCCACGCUCCGGGAGAUCGGCCGCUCCUUCUCCAAGAAGAGGAUUAUCGGAGUCAGAGAGGAGUGUAGGAUCAGGGAACAGGAUUUUGGGAAUUUUCAAGUCGAGGAGAGGAUGAAGGUCGUCAAGGAGACCAGAGAGAGAUUUGGGAGAUUCUUCUACCGCUUCCCGGAGGGGGAAUCCGCCGCCGACGUUUACGAUCGCGUUUCCAGCUUCCUUGAGUCGUUAUGGAGGGACAUAGACAUGAACAGACUCCGCCACAACCCUUCCCAUGACCUCAACCUUAUAAUCAUAUCUCACGGCCUAACGUCACGUGUCUUCCUCACAAAAUGGUUCAAAUGGACGGUCAAGCAGUUCGAGUACCUGAACAAUCCCGAAAACUGUGAGUACCGGGUGAUGCAGUUGGGACAAGGCGGGGAAUACAGCUUAGCCAUUCAUCACACAGAGGAAGAAAUGCUGGAAUGGGGACUCUCCCCUGAGAUGAUAUCUGAUCAGAAAUGGAGAGCAAGUGCCCACAAAGGGGAAUGGAAUGAAAGGUGUCCUUGGUAUCUUGAUGCUUUCUUUGAUAAUCUAGCUGACUCGGACGACAACGAUAACUGUGACGAACCAUGUCACGAUCACGAUGAACUACUCGAAUCUUGUCCAAGUGAUGAACUAGUUGAAUCUUGUCCAAGUGAAGUUCUCGUAGAGGAAUGACAAUUAAAUUGAAAUUCUUUCAAUCUGAUAUGUACCAUGCUGUCUUUUGCUUAUAGUGUUCUUGGUUUUGCUCUGUAUCAUUUGGGUAUUUAGAAAAAAUUUUCACUCUUCUAUCCACAGGAACAGGACAAUACUUGAAGGAGGAAAAUUGUGAAGGCGACCGAUGUAGUAUAGUUAAUUUAAUUUAGGUUAAAUUAUAAGUUUAGUCACCGAA
Momordica charantia (bitter melon) is the source of this 1399-nucleotide messenger RNA. Its product is annotated as phosphoglycerate mutase-like protein AT74. The record is from RefSeq and is a predicted model, not a curated record. Lineage: Eukaryota; Viridiplantae; Streptophyta; Magnoliopsida; Cucurbitales; Cucurbitaceae. Gene Ontology annotation, molecular function: catalytic activity.